Molecule: messenger RNA, 465 nt
Organism: Cylindrotheca closterium
Lineage: Eukaryota; Bacillariophyta; Bacillariophyceae; Bacillariales; Bacillariaceae
Source: the annotation of a GenBank genome assembly
AUGGCCAGAAUAGCAUUCUCGCAAUUCUUCACCGUCAGAGGCCUGCCACGAUUGAUCCUCAUCGACGAAGGCAGCGAAAACAAAGAUCAAUUUACAGCCCUAUGCGACACGAUUGGAAUUGCAUACCACACGGUCAGUCCGGAAAACCACGACGGAAUGCUAUGUGAAAGAUUCCACAAAUACCUCAACAAAGUGCAACGAAUCGGAGCAGCCGACAUGAACACGUACAAAGAAUGGGCAAUGAACACCAUGUUUGGAACAUACGCAUGGAACGCAGCCCCAGUAGAUGGCACGGAUAUCCAACGAGCAUUCGCAGCAGUGGCACGACACUUCAAAUUCCCACUAGACAACGCAGCAGCGGCACUGUCAAUAUCGGAGGCGCGUCAGAAAAACAGGACACGACACCAGCAAACGCCAGGACAGAACACAUUAGAGCACAUCGAGACAAUGUUCCCACUCUUCUGA